AUGAAAGAAUGGAUCAAACCUCAUUGGCAAAAUAAGAAUAAAACGAAUCCAACCAUUAUUGAUAAAUCUAAUUUAAUUUCCACCAGAAACAAUAAUGAACAAUUAGAAAUUAAGGAUAUAGUUCUUUCCAAACGUACUUUUAGAAUUGCAUCCUUACCGGAUCAUCUAUUUAGCAAUACUUCAAUUGGUAGCUCUUGGAAACCGCCUUUGAUUUCUGAUACAAGUUCUGAUUCGCAAAGUGAGAUUUACACUAAUACUGAUCAUUUUACUAAAGAAAGCUCUGAUGUUUAUCGGAUAACAUCUCAUAGAGAAAUAAAAGAAGAAAUUAUACCUGAUAACAACAUAUCAGACAAUUUAACUCCGUUAGAUUCGUCUUUUGAAGCUGUAUUAGAUGUUUCUUCUGGUUAUGAGGAGGAUAUUUAUGACAACGAUAGUGAUACUAUGGAAAAUAAUAGCUUGAGUACUAUUAUUUCUAAAAUAUUUGAUCAAAUACCGUAUGAAAAUUGUGAGAAUUAUCUAGAGCAAUUCAAAUAUAAAAUUAUAACCUCCGAUCUUCUAUCAUCUACUAACCUUAAACAUCGCCAAAUAUUAUUAAAAAAGAAAACAUCUUCUACAAAUUUCGUAGUUAGUACGAAGAAAUCUUACCCCACUAUAUAUGGCCGGCUAUAUUUUAAUCAGAGAAACAACAUCUGUAUUUUUAAGUCGAUAAGAUACCGGGAGUCCAUUCUUUCAUGUUAUUAUCUAUUGAGACGUUUAUCAAUUUCAAAGAAACACGCUUCAAGACGAAUAGUACUGGCUAUCCUUAUUUUACUGUAUAUUACUUUCAAACAAGAAUUAUUUUUCUUAUAUUAUUAUAUUUUAAAUUUAGAGAAAAAUUUGAAUGAAAUUAUUGAAAAAUUUAAUAAUUUUGAAAACUCAAUUCAUUUCUUGUUUAUCAGAUACAAAGAAUUUACAGUCUAUAAACCUUUAACAGAUGUAUUGAACAAACAAAAUAAUCAUUUUGAUUAUGAUCCACAUCCACUACUGAAUGAACUAUUAUCGUCAAAUUUGGAUCAAAUGUUUUUCCAACUAGAUCAUAUUAAUAAACUGUUUAUUCAGCAAUAUAUAUUGAAGAAUAAUACAAUUUUAUCAUCAAUUGAAAAUCAUUUUGAUAUUUUUAAUUUAAAUAUAAUUGAAUAUAUUAAUUAUUCAAAUUAUUCAAUUAAUAAACUUGAAUAUAAAAUCAAAAGAUUUUUAGAUGCAAGGAAAUUAUUUUUUUGUUGCUUAUUAAGUGUAUGUGACAUUGUUUAUCCUCAUUAUUCUCAAACAAACAUUACUUCCUCAGUUUUAUUUAAUCUAUUUAAUAAUAAAACCGAGGAUGAGGUUACAUCAAAUGAAAUUUCUAAUAAAGAAGGUAAUUUCGAAAAGUCGUUUAAAAAUAUCAUAACUAGGUUUAAAGAAACAAAUGAUAUUUUGAAGCAGUUUAAUAAAAAUUUAAGUCAUAUUACUGAAACUUUAAAUACUUCCAAGAAAUUAAUUUUGAGAGAAAUGAAUAAUAAAUCAUUAUAUCCUUCAAUAAGCUCGUAUCCUAAGCAAAACCAUAAUAUUACUAAGAAUGAAUAUACUAAUAUAUAUGCCAAUUAUGAAAUUUUUCGUUAUAAUGAGAAAAUUACUAAUUCAAUACAAAAAUUACAAAUGAUUGAGAAAUAUUUAAUGAAAAAAAAUCAACCAUUUGAUUCGAACAACUUUGAUAAUAUUAAACAUUAUGAUAAGGAGUAUAUUAAUUUGAAUCGAUUAGAGACUAAGGAAUAUAUAAAAGGAACUAUGAUAAAUUUAUUAAAACUAUGGACAGAAAGAGAUGAUGUUGAAGAAAGUUAUGAUCAUUAUAUCAUAGCUAAAGGUGAGAAAUAUAUCAAAUCAAAUAAAAAUAAUCGGAGACAUUUUUCUUUAUCAGCACUAAAGAAGCCAUCUGAAUUUUCAUCUGAUAAAUCAUUUAUAAGUCAAAUACCAAAAAGACAGAGACAACAACCUAUUCCAUUGGAAAAACCAAUUCUAUUGGAGGAACCACAUAAUAAAGAACAACAAUCAAUUUUUUCAAAUAAUGUAUUUACUAAUGCAAAUGUUAUCGGAGAUAUAAAUAGCAAAAAAACAGUAACAAUAGCUGAUGAUAUACGAGAAUUUAGUGAGAAUGAAUUAAAAGAUAAAUUAAAUCAAGUAUUUAGUAUAUUUCAAUAA
Messenger RNA from Henningerozyma blattae CBS 6284, 2214 nucleotides. RefSeq names its product Inp2p (gene INP2). Lineage: Eukaryota; Fungi; Ascomycota; Saccharomycetes; Saccharomycetales; Saccharomycetaceae. Gene Ontology annotation, cellular component: peroxisomal membrane. The record is from RefSeq and is a predicted model, not a curated record. Gene Ontology annotation, biological process: peroxisome inheritance. The transcript has a single exon. The coding region runs from base 1 to 2214 and encodes 737 amino acids.